This is a messenger RNA of Drosophila navojoa, 2211 nucleotides long. RefSeq lists its product as uncharacterized. NCBI's taxonomy places the organism in Eukaryota, Metazoa, Arthropoda, Insecta, Diptera, Drosophilidae. The record is from RefSeq and is a predicted model, not a curated record.
AUGGAGUCGUAUAAGAGCAGUCGUCAAACGGAUAUGGCGGCGGGCGAAUCAGAUUUUGAGUCUGAGGCAGAGUCUAAUUCAAGCCAUGAAGCAAACAUUGGAGAGCUGACAGACCUGGAACAAAUCAAAAAAGAUGACAAGGCGAAGGAGAGUCGGCGUGAGGAGCGACCACUUGUUCUGGAGGAAAGGCACUCACUUUCUAUAGCCGAAACAAAGAAGCGUCGUGCCAACGUCUACUCCAAAGAUAAUCUGUUUAUACCCAAGGAGUUGGCUCGGGGUGAGGUCUAUCUGCGCCAAUCUCAGUGUUUGGAUCAAAUUAGUAAAAACCGUGAUUACUGCAUGAGAAUGCUCAAAUUUCCGGUUGGAACUGGUCGAGCGCGUUACGUAGCCCAACAAAUGAAGAAGAAAAAAUCAAAGAAAUUAAAUGGAGUUAAAAAAAAACUACCCCAUGAGAGAACGUCAAAGGAAAAAUGCAAGCUCUCGGUAGACAUCGGCAAUGAAGAGUUGUACAUGAAGCAGGAGCCGAUCGAAAGCCCAGAGAGAGGAAAGUUUGAUGACAUGACCCAGGUUCUUAGUACGCCCAGCCUCAACUUGGAGCAUACGAAUAGAAAUCAGAUGCACAGCGAUGAAGAGGACUGCAUCGUACUGGAAGAGAUGCUCAAUUCUUCUUGGUCCGACUCUAAAGAGGAUGGCACCGAGGAGUUUAUAGAGGUUGUCUCCAAUCGUCAACUGAGUCAAGCUGCGAGCUUAGAGUUAAAGCCCAAGAGCGAAGAUGAGCUGCUGGUGGACAAGCAAGAGCCGUUAAAAAUACCACUCGUACGUUGGCACAAUCCGAACGGGAAUGAGGAGGAUAUCAAAAUGGGUGUUGUGGAGGAGGUGGACCACAUGAGUUUAUCGGCCAAUGUGGGCAUCAAUGGGGUAACAACAGCGGCCGCAGUUCAUAUAGAGCUACGAGAGGAGCAGCUCAAUGGAAAAUUUAAGCAUUCUACAGAUGUAUAUGUAGAUCAAUACCAGAUACUAGGAACUUUUAAACAACAGCAAGUGGAGCAUACAGAGGAUACAGAGGUACAACAACAAUUCAACGAGUCUACUGAAGAUCAACAAUCGGAGGAGCUAGAAGAGUCGCCGCAGCAGCAGCUGCCAGCUGAAAGUAUGCAAUAUAUUCCGAAUAGGAACUAUGCAAUGUCCGCUGAGCAUGCCACAACCUCAAGUUAUACGCCUAUUGAGGCACCUCACAUGACAUCGGGUAUUAUCUUGCCGACCCUUUACCCUGCCAAUCAACUGCAAUCUACUAGCGUCAACAACAACAACCUGUUGUCGAAUGAAAAUAUGCAACAGCAAUUUAUAGAGACACCCGAUUAUAUGCAUCAUUGGAAUAAAGAUAGCUUUGAUAAGUGUAAUUACACGCGGCCAGCUGCACAGCAACGGUUGUCCCAUAACUGGCAGCAGCAGCAACAGCAACCGUUACAUGACUGGCAGCAGCAGCAACAGCAACAGCAAACUUACUAUCAAGAGAAACACUUGAAAACGAGCCAAAAGGAGUUGAGUCAACUCAAUGCACAGUAUAAGAAACUGAAGUGCCAUGAGGAUAAGCAGCUCAAGGAAUUCAGCAAGGCACUCAAGGAGAUCCAUGCGAAUCGGCUGACUUGUGAACGCGAGCAUGCUGAAUAUCAUAGAAAAUACAUGAUUAAAAUGAUGGAGAGCAAACAGCAAGAGGAGAGUAUUCAGGCCCAUAAGAACGAAAUAAAGAAGCAGCUUGAUGAUGAACUAAAUAGUCUGAAAGAGCGCAUUGCUAACAAGCAGCGCCAGCUGAACGAAGACACAUGGUCGAUUUCGCCAGGCUCACAGCUGAACGAACAGCGCCGAAUCAUACCAGCACCGUCGCCAGUUGCCUACAUGCAGCCGCCGGUGGCAGCUCGCUCAAAUGAAUGCCAAUCCUACAGCGAUGGCAUUCUGCCACAGCGACACACUCUGGGCAGAUGCAACACUCCGCAUCCACUUCGAGCCACAUCGAAUGGCCUUGUGAAUCCUUGCGGAACAAACUACCCCAGCUUUGCUUCAGCAACAACCACAAGCAAUGUAAUGGCAACUGGCCAUUAUGUUACGCUGCCUGAAACUCGGACUCCUGGUGGCCAGUUGAAUCCGGGAAUCGAACAAACUGCGAUAACGCCCAUUAUGGGCAAUUAUGUCUCCAAUUACUCCACAAAUUAA